Tetrahymena thermophila SB210 is the source of this 360-nucleotide messenger RNA. RefSeq lists its product as hypothetical. The record is from RefSeq and is a predicted model, not a curated record. The transcript has 2 exons. Lineage: Eukaryota; Ciliophora; Oligohymenophorea; Hymenostomatida; Tetrahymenidae.
AUGAAGCUGAUAAUUGUACGCAAUGCUAUCCUGGGUAUUAUUUGGAUUAAUAAACUUGUAAGCCAUGUAAUAGUACAUGUAAUGAAUGCAGUGGCCCUAGUAAUAAAGAAUGUAAAUCAUGUAAGCAAGACCGUUACUUAAAAACAGAUGAUAAUACUUGCUAGCCAUGUGAUUAAUCUUGCUUAGGAUGUAAAGGACCAAAAAAUAGUGAUUGCUAAAAUUGCAAAACUGGUUAUUCUUUUAAAGGAUAAAUAUGUAUCAAGUGUUUUGAUAUUUGUUAAAGAUGUACCGGAACAUAAUCUACAGAGUGUAUAGAAUGCUAUCUUGGCUAUUACAUAACUCCAGGGUAAAUUUUAAUGA